ACCUAUUUGCCUCCGCCGGUUCGCUCCCAUUCUCCGCCGCCGCCCCUUUCGUUUCGUCUUCCUCGACGCCCCUGCCCUCGCCGCCUCGGCUCCCUCGACCAACGCCGGCCUCACCGCCCGUCGCCGUCGAGCCCAGUCAAGAUGGUGGUCGCCGUGGCGAAUGCCGCCGCCGCCGCCGCCCCCACCGCCGUCACGGCCGCCGACGCCGAUUCCCCUGCAUCCGUCCUGGAGGACGAGAAAAUGCCCGAGGCCAAGGACGAGAGAAACGCCGGCGAUUUGAAGCGCGAGGCCACCGCAGAUCAGUUACUGAACUCCGUCAGAGAGGACGGCGACGCGGGCCUCCUCGUGACGGAGGUGAUGGCCAAGGAGGAAGAGGAGCUGUACCAGGCCCGGCUCAAGGCAGAGGAAGAGGAGGAGGCCAGGAGGAGAGAAGCUCGGAAGGCUUUUGAUCCGAACGAGCGGUUCAGCAAGUUGGACGAGCUGCUGACAAAGACACAGCUGUUUUCUGAAUUCCUGCUUGAGAGGAUGGAGCAGAUCACAGAUAAAGCUGUUGAAGUUAAAGAUGAAGAGGAACCUGUCGAAGAGCAGAAGAAAGGGCGCGGCAGAAAGAGGAAAGCAAAGGCUAAGCAAAAGUACAACGAUAAGAAGGCUAAGACAGCAGUCGCAGCCAUGCUUACAAGAUCGCGUGAAGACCGUACUGCUGAUGAUAGUACUCUCACUGAAGAAGAAAGGUGGGAGAAAGAGCAAGCCAAUCUUGUUCCAUUAUUGACUGGAGGAAAGUUGAAAUCUUACCAGAUAAAGGGUAUUAAGUGGUUAAUAUCGCUGUGGCAAAACGGCCUAAAUGGAAUACUAGCUGAUCAAAUGGGCCUCGGGAAAACAAUCCAGACAAUUGGAUUUCUUGCCCAUCUCAAAGGAAAUGGUAUGGACGGUCCGUACAUGGUUAUUGCUCCCCUUUCUACUCUGUCAAACUGGUUAAAUGAGUUAUCAAGAUUUGCUCCAUCUCUGAUUGGUCUGAUUUAUCAUGGAGAUAAAGUGGCUCGGGCAGAGCUAAGGAGGAAAUUCAUGCCCAAAAAAGUUGGCCCUAAUUUUCCGAUAAUAAUCACUUCAUUUGAGAUGGCCAUGUUUGAUGCAAAACUUCUUGCUAAUUACCAGUGGAAGUAUGUUGUUGUCGAUGAGGGGCAUCGGUUGAAAAAUACUAAUUGUAAAUUAUUGAGGGAGCUAAGGCGCAUUCCGAUGGAGAAUAAGCUCCUUCUGACUGGGACACCUCUUCAGAAUAACCUAGCAGAGCUGUGGUCACUACUGAACUUCAUUUUGCCUGAUAUAUUUUCAUCCCAUCAGGAAUUUGAGUCAUGGUUUGAUUUUUCUGGGAAGGGAGAUGGGGAACAACAGGAAGAAACUGAUGAGAACAAAAGAGUCCUUGUUGUCUCAAAGCUUCAUGCCAUUUUGCGUCCAUUCCUUCUAAGGCGGAUGAAGGAGGAUGUAGAACACAUGCUUCCACGAAAGAAAGAGAUAAUCAUUUAUGCUAAUAUGACUGAACAUCAGAAACAAAUACAGAAUCACUUGGUUGAGAGGACAUUCGACAACUACUUGCAUGAGAACACAGAUAUUGUUUUGCGGAGACCUGGCAUCAAGACGAAGCUAAAUAAUCUACUCAUUCAGCUCAGGAAAAAUUGUGGCCACCCUGAUCUUUUGGAUGCUGCAUUCGACACAAGCUACUUCUAUCCACCUGUUGAAAAGCUUCUCGAACAAUGUGGCAAAUUUCAGCUGUUGGAUAGGUUACUGGAUGCUCUACUCAAACGAAAUCACAAGGUCCUUAUAUUUUCGCAGUGGACAAAAGUUUUGGACAUCCUUGACUAUUAUUUGGAUACAAAAGGCCUGAAGGUUUGCCGAAUUGAUGGUAAUGUUAAGCUGGAAGAUAGGAGGAAGCAGAUAGCGGAGUUUAAUGACUUGAACAGUGGUCUGAACAUCUUCAUUCUAAGCACGCGUGCUGGUGGGCUUGGUAUCAACCUUACUUCUGCUGAUACUUGCAUCCUGUAUGACAGUGACUGGAACCCUCAGAUGGAUUUACAGGCUAUGGAUCGAUGCCACCGCAUUGGUCAAACAAAACCGGUUCAUGUUUAUCGUCUGGCAACAUCGAAUUCUGUUGAGGGUCGGAUUAUCAAGAGAGCUUUUGGAAAGCUGAAGCUAGAGCACGUGGUGAUUGGGAAGGGACAGUUUCAACAAGAUGCCGCCAAGCCUAACGCCUUAGAUGAGGCGGAGCUGCUGGCGCUGCUGAGAGAUGAGCAGGGCGAGGAAGACAGGUUGAUCCAGACGGAUAUCAGUGACGAGGACCUUCUGAAGGUGAUGGACCGGAGCGACCUGACCGGCCCUGCUGCGGCUGCCAGUGCCGCCCCUCUUGUCCCUCUGAAAGGGCCUGGCUGGGAGGUGGUGCUGGCCUCGAAGAGCGGUGGCGGCAUGCUCUCGGCGCUCACCAGCUGAGCCAUCGAUGGUGACUCCUCGCAAUGGUGACUCCUCGCUGUUUUGAUGCUUGGGCUUGUUGGCCGCCUAAUGGUCGGCAGCGGUUCAAGCUAUGUUUUGGUGGGUUGUGUUCUAAGGUUAUGCUUGUGCCUUCUUCCAAGCUAGCUAGGCAACCUAAGGAAGAUUUUAGAUCUUUCAGGUUUUGGUGUAGGACUGCCGAUCUUUAUUAGUACAUGCAGACACAUGUGGAGAUCGUGUGUGAUGGCGAUGAAAUGCAGUUGCUCCUGCUGUGUUGUGCACGUUGUGCUUCGUUGCAAGAAUCUGGAGAGAAUGCAGGUUAACUAUUUUAAUCGUGUUGUCUUUUAUUUUUCAGUCUUGCCUAAUUACUACUCCCUCCAUGUCAAAGUAUAGUGCAUAUUAACUUGCAGUGAAAGUUCAUGAAUUUUGAUGAAGUUUAUAGAUAAAUUAUCAAAA
Molecule: messenger RNA, 2931 nt
Organism: Triticum aestivum (bread wheat)
Lineage: Eukaryota; Viridiplantae; Streptophyta; Magnoliopsida; Poales; Poaceae
Product: ATP-dependent DNA helicase DDM1
Exons: 14
Coding region: 142-2478 (778 amino acids)
Molecular function (GO): ATP binding
Source: RefSeq, a predicted model, not a curated record